AUCUGCCCAUGUGUCUCUUCGUGGGUUGCUUGCUGCCAUGAGGGAUCUUCUUGAGUAUGUUGCCUGUUUCUUGGCCCUUUUCUCCACCGGGUUUUUGAUUGUGGCCACCUGGACAGACUGUUGGAUGGUGAACGCUGAUGACUCUCUAGAGGUGAGCACAAAAUGCCGAGGCCUCUGGUGGGAGUGUGUCACCAACGCUUUUGAUGGGAUACGAACCUGUGACGAGUAUGACUCCAUAUAUGCAGAACACCCCUUGAAGUUGGUGGCAACCCGGGCACUGAUGAUUACAGCGGACAUUCUUGCUGGCUUUGGAUUUAUCACCCUGCUCCUUGGGCUCGACUGUGUGAAGUUCCUACCUGGCGAGCCACACAUUAAAGUCCGCCUCUGCUUUGUUGCUGGGACCACACUGCUUAUUGCAGGUGCCCCUGGAAUCAUUGGUUCUGUGUGGUAUGCUGUGGAUGUUUAUGUCGAGCGUUCUUCUCUGAUUAUACACAAUAUAUUUCUUGGGAUCCAAUAUAAAUUUGGCUGGUCCUGCUGGCUUGGAAUGGCUGGGUCUCUGGGUUGCUUUUUAGCUGGAGGUCUCCUCACCUGCUGUUUGUACCUCUUUAAAGAUGUUGGACCUGAGAGGAACUAUCCUUAUGCCAUGAGGAAGCGCUAUUCCACUGCAGGUACUUCCAUGGCCAAGUCCUACAUGGCCCCUCGGACAGAGACAGCGAAAAUGUAUGCUGUAGACACCAGGGUGUAAAAUCGGCCAAAUGUCAAUCUGUGCUUUAUGUUAUUUAAUUAAUCAAUCAAUGUGUUCAAGUUAAUAAAAAUAACUGAUCAAUUUCGGAGUAUUUUGUUAACAUUUCAAAUUCAACUCAUUAAUUGCUGGGUCAAUCAAAAUACUUGAUUCUGCUGUCACAUCUUCUAUGAAUCUCUCUACUGUUGCCCCACAGGCACACUCUAUUUUGAGUUAAGGCUGAUAGAAUGUAGAAAUAUGUUUCAGAUAUCUUUAUUGCUUUUGAAGAUUAUGACGUGGUGAUAUUAAAGUGAAAUGAUGCUUCAGAAACACAAGGCAAUUUUAAACAGGUCCAAGGUUCUAAUUUUGAAAGGAUCGAGGAGCUCUUAGCUGUUCCUGACUCAAAGCACAGUUUUUAUAUUCUCAGGGAAUUCGUCAAUAACUUGAAGGAAGGUUAUUGUUCUAAAUUUAAACUUGUAUAGAUCAGAAUCUAACAUAUUCAAAUAUUAUUAAAAUGGAAGCAGAAAAUACCAGCGUCAUGUACUAGCCUCCAAUGGGAGCUGCAGAUGGGAGCUUCCCUUUCACAUUCUAAAUGUCAAUGGUAAAUGUUAAAUUGAUGUUGGAGUCAAGGGCAAUUUCUCCUCACUAAUGCAAGAGACCAGAGGAAAAUUUUCGUAGCACCCCAAAUCUGCCUAUACAUUGCCAAAUUAUGUUCGGUUGUAUAAUGACUUGACCAGGGAGUCAUUCACAUAUGGAUUGAACAUCCAAAAUGCACCACAUUAGAAUUCACCAGUGAAGAUGCCCAAUCAUUGCCAGAUGCUCAGAGUCCAGCUGCUAAAUAUUCAGUAUGUAACAAAAUGUAGAAAAUACGUAUUGAUUUUAAUAUUCUCAAGUUGUUCCUCCAAUCUACAGAAGAAAUUCCUCAUAAAAUAUAUGAGGUUUGUUUUGAGAAAGAUAAAAAAGAAUAAUAUAAACACCUAAAGAAGUCAGUGAAGGCUCUUAAAGAGAUGUAUGCAUAUUUACAACAUGAUAUAUUGAAUGUUUUUAAUCAUAAAGUUCUUUAAAGGCUAGAAAAUUUAAUAUCAAUUUUCCCAGUUUCUUCUCAUUCAAACAGAUAAUGUGAAUAUUCUUAUACUACCUUAAAAACUGUCAAACAAACUAAAAUUUAAUUCUUUGGGAAAGGAGAAAGGAAGUUGUGAGUUUCUGGACCCCUCCCCCCCAAAAAGUGCUUCUAACUCAGAAAACUAAGAGUAAUAUGAAAAUGAAAUGUCGGAACCCUACUGUGUUUGAUGAAUUCAUGGAGAUAUCUUAGAAUAUCCUCUUAAUGCUGGCUUCUGGAGUAAUUAUAAUCCAAUCUUACUACUAAGAACAGCUGGAUCCUCCUGCCUCACAGAUGUCAUUAAUGUUGUGGCAGACACAUAAAAAUCUGCAUGAUCAUCAUAUGGAUAUUAUUCUACACAUUUCCAAACCUUUUGCACUUUUUUUCCCUCUAACUUGCUUUUAAUUUUGAAUGUUAGUUGGGAAUGUUUUGAGCUUAAGCACACAUGCACUAAUUAGUUGACCUCUCCUCUUGACUAUGUAUGCCAUGUUCCUAUGCCCUUGAUUUUCCCACAGUAAUGAGCUACAGCCUAGAACUUGGAGCCAAAUAAACCCUCUAAUAAACUUCUUAAGUUGCUUUGGUUAGGAUGCUUUAUCACACCAUGAGAAAAUGAAACUAAGGUAUUAGGUGUCCUCCAUUACUCUAUCUUAUUGCACUAAAACAGGAUCUCUCACUGAACCUGAGCCUGGUAGCCAGAUAGCCUCAUCAAUCCUCCCAUCUCUGCCUCAUACCACAACCCUCCAGCACUGGGGAAACGGGCUUGAGACACCACUCCCAAUCUCUUACUUGGGUGUUGGGGAUCCAAACACAGGUUCUCAUGCUCAGCAAGUGUUUUUAGUCACUACAUGGUCCUUACAGGCCUUCAACCUUGUAUUUUUUUCCUUCUGCUUUAAUUUUGUCACAGUAUCUAUCACACUUUAGAUAGUGUAAUAAGAAUCUUACAGUUCUUCCAAGGAAAGACAAGAAAAUUAAAUAGUCCUCUAGAUUGUAAAUGGUUUUGAAUUUUAAAGAUUUCAUUUGUAUGAGACUAUUUCAGAGACUGGUUAUAUUUCAAAA
Molecule: messenger RNA, 2876 nt
Organism: Peromyscus californicus insignis
Lineage: Eukaryota; Metazoa; Chordata; Mammalia; Rodentia; Cricetidae
Gene: Cldn16
Product: claudin 16
Exons: 5
Coding region: 38-745 (235 amino acids)
Biological process (GO): bicellular tight junction assembly; cell adhesion
Cellular component (GO): plasma membrane; bicellular tight junction
Molecular function (GO): structural molecule activity
Source: RefSeq, a predicted model, not a curated record